UAGAAAUAGUUCAUACAUAUGUAAGCUUUAUUGGACACUUGACUGUAUUUUACAAGACAUUCGAUGUAAGGUUGACAUUUUGGCCCGGCCGGCGGCGGCACUAACUUUGUAAUAUGGUUUAGAACUUUCAUUACGCCUCCGGGAUUAAAAAUCUCGCAACCCGUAGGCAAGGACAUUAUAGCAAGCAAUUUGGUCUAAAAGUAAUUUUAAAAGUUUAUUGCUUGUAAAUAUCAGGUUCUCUUAUUUCAUGGGCCAUAGACGUGGCCUAUCUCAAUCGGAGGGAUGGAAUUAGGGGAUUUUUCAAAGGAGAAUUCGUAGUACCUAGUUAAGGAUGUGAAAUGUAGGAAGGAGGCGUCGUCGGUCAAUACUGGAGGUGGUGCGGUGCGGGCGCGGUGCGCAGGCGUGGUCCCCCGUCCCCGCCGCGGCUGCCAGCCCACUCACGCAACUCGCGACUCAGCCGCCGUGCGCUGCGAUCGCGCGCGUGAGAGCUUUCGUCGCCGCUCUGGCCAUGUGUGAUGUUUUCAUCACAGAGAGAAUCGUCGUCUAGUUUCCGCACUCGUUAUUUUGCAAGAUGAAUGAGUAAGAGUCUAGGAGACAGCGGUUAACGCAGGACAGUUUCGUUCGAAAUCCUGAAGGACAGCUUUCGCCAAGUGUCUAGUUUUUCUCGUAAGCUCGUGGCCGUUGACACUGCAGCGUGCGGAUCCCGCAGUGCGCGAGUGUGUGGUUAAUUGGCGAACAUAAUAGACGAAGACGUCAGCUGAGUCGCGUAAACAUUGGCUACAUAGUUGACUGACAGGACUGUUGACGAUGGCUCCGGUAAACACACGCGCGUAAACGUUCCACGCUGUUCCUGUAAGCAUUCCGUCAUGCGGCGUUUAAUUUUGCUGUUCCUACUAACAGGGACGGUGCUCGGAGUCGAAGUGCAUUUCGAAAAUAAGGAUAGUGGAUUUUUUCUAAAACAUACGGCGAGAUGGAGCGGCGCCGGUCCACCGCCAGAACCCAUGGGCACGGCGCUCCCCGGGGCCUUGUUAUCACUUGACCGAUUUACCGUACUACAAGGCUCAGCGCCAGCGUCAGUAAGGGCCACAUAUGGACCCUUCUCUACAAAACAGACGGUGCCAGCGCGAUACGCUGUGCCCGAUCCUCUAGAGCCACCAAGGAGAAAUGCGACUUAUACAGAGUUGCAAGACGCGACUUCACACCGCCUGGAUGUGUCUGCACAUUUAGUUUUCCGUGAGCUUCCUCGAGAUGCUCCUGUAUUACGUGUGCUUUUUCACACCGGUGGCGAAGGUGGCGCCAGACGCGCUGCGACGCGACCCCGUCGAGUGUGCAUAACGUUACAUGCAAGUUACGGUUCACGAACUUUAACUGCAACUUGCGGCCCGGAAGGCGAGGAGGGGGCUUGCUUAGCUGAGUUAACGGUACCAGCUGCAUGGUGGCCGGCAGAUGGAAAAGGCAAGCGACCGCCAAGGACCGUGCGACUAGCUUACAGCGCGGCUGAAGCCGGCAGUGGAGAGACUGGAGAAGGUGCUUGUGGCCGAGUAUCCGUGCAACCAGCGUGGCCGUUAGGCUCUGUGACGUUAGCUGGCGCUCGCGCUGGGUACAGGGAAGCUAGGGCUGGCGAUGCCGCACUACUCUUACCUCGAGCCCCACUGUACCCUCACUCUCGUCUGCAUUUACCUUUCGUAGUGCGACGCGACACCAGCCAUUCUAUCUCUCACGUUGUUAUAAGAAUGAAGGUGAAGUCUGGCUUGAGGCUUGUCAGCGUAACUGCUGCCAACUCCAGGUGGGCUGUGACAGCCGAAGUGAAACCACGAGCCGCCACCGUCACAGCCACGAGGCUCGAACAACCGCUACGGGACGACGAAACACCUGACACGGAUUCGGAGGAGAGCAGUGGUGUUGGCGAGCCUGGUUGGGAGGAGAUCCUCACUUGGCUGGUUGAAGUGGGAGCUGAGGGCGAAGGCGAUGGUGAGGGUUCUGAAGGCGAGUCGGGACGAGGAACUGCCCGCAUCAGCUGGUCUGCCAAAGUGUCUUCUGCACCUACUACUACGUCGACAACAGAAGAACCGCCUCACGAACACAGAGUUAGCACAAGACUGGACAUCGAAAAGGACGACAUUCAAGCCGUAUUACCUAUCUCCAAGAACUGGGAAGUACUAAAUACGGCAGUACUGACAGGCCGUCAAGUGUCCCAAGCGAUGAAGGUGCUGAUUGUGUCGCAAGCGGGACAGGUCGCUGACGUCACACUGCAGAGCUCCUGUCACUCUGAAGACGAGAGCGUGCUUAAGGUAUCAUCAUCAUGCAGCUCGGUAUACGUCGACGGGUCAGAGAUCCGUGGUUCCUCGAACGCUUCAGUGAUCGUUAAGUACGGGACCUACACCGGCCUGGCUCGCUUCACCGUCUGGAUGCCUGAAUACCCCUUGGAGAUCGACGUCGAUGACAAUCGUUUGUCACAGAUCAAAGGUUGGAAAGUCCCCGAUGACGCGAACACGAAGGAUAGGGCCAAGCGCUCGCUGUCUGCCAGGGGUUGGGGCGGCGCCAGGCCCGACAACACUAACUCCUUGUCCGAGCAGCGAUCGUGCAGGCUCAGAUACCAACAAAGUAACGUUGAGGUGUACGCGCGAUUUCUCGCUAAGGACCAUGACUCGGGUCGCGUAUCGUACUUCGUGUCUCGCCGCACUUGGCUGAAGGUGACCGAGCUGGUGCUCACUCGCGUGUCCGAUCCACGCAUUGCGACGCUGCGCGGGCGCGUGCUCCAAGGACGCAGUACGGGACGCACUGAGGUGCAAGUCCUAUCUCCUAUUACAGGACGCGUAAUUGGUCUGCGUGAAGUUCGCGUUGGAAAUGACAAAGUUUCGAUAUCACGACUGCUGGUCCGUGUGAUUUCGGGACUUCAGCUAAAUAUAUCUCCGGACACCGCCAUUGAGAAUGGAUACGUAUCAGAAACUACGGUUACGAGGCGUCUAACAGCGCAGUACCAGGAGGGCUUACUGGACAUAGACCUAGACUUCUCAGACGGCAGUCACACCGCCUUACGCGACGUGGCUGUAGCAGACUACUCCCUGGUGGUGGAGAGCCUCGACCCUGAAGUCGUGGCUUCUGCUCCCAUGCAUGCGUCCAGGCAUCCUCGCGUCAUCGCCGUUGGAGAAGGUAGCGGCGAACUGCUCCGAGUAACAAUACUAACGCCGGAACAAUGCCGCACCGGUCCUCUCCGUCGAGUUGCAUUACCUGGCAAAGGCGAUGCGAAGACACCAGCUAACAUCAAGAACAUUCCCGGGGCUAUAGCUACUGCCGCUGCUGGUGUUGAUGUGGACUUCAGUGGGGGUGAUGCUCCUCAAAGACCGGAUACGCCGCAAAACGAUGAUAUUAUGGCGAGGGGUGGAAUGAGAAGUGGGAUGGCUGAACUUGGAGAUAUUAUUAAAGGUUAUCCAUCGUUCAAGGACGAGAACAACCACGAGCCAACUAUUGCGCAAGCGCAGCAGUACAACUCCAUCUACCGCAACAACCCCGCACCACACUCGCAACACCAAACUGCACAAACUUCUGUCGUUAUCGGUAUCUACGUCGUACUUGGUGCAUUCUGCUUCGCUAUCGUGGUGUUCGUGGUAUCGUGCGUGGUGUACGCGUCUCGGGUGAAGCCUUUAAGUGGCAUUGGCCUGAGGGCCCCGAGCAGUGCGGAAGCUGGCCGCCCAGCGGGAUUGACCGGUGCGACGAGAGGCCUAGCCCGCGCUCAGGACAAGGCCUCUAGGGACUCCACCACUAACGCCCACGACUGGGUCUGGCUUGGCCGGGCGACAAUCGAGAGGAACGGCAACAGGCAUCCAGCGAACCGAAACUCAGCACAGCAGACCGACAACAACACCGAAAUGAGGAUUACCUCGAACCCACUGAACUACAACUACGUGGACCCUGAGGACGCUAUACAUGAGAAUGGGAAUGUUAUGGUGACGAGUUUCGAUAACCCGAACUCUAUUGAACUGCCGUCUCAGAAUGAUAAGAGAGAGAAGGUUAUUGAUACGACGACAUACUGCAAGAAGCCGGCGCGGCAUGCGAGGCAUCACUCGGGAGAUGGACACUGGCAGAUGGACGCUAACAAUCCUGACGACUACCGGCCCCCCGUGCCUCCCCACAGGAACUCGUCAACCCCACAACCACAAGUGCCAGUGCCACCAAGGAACCCAGCCAAAAUUUUGCCCGAGACAGUCAUGCCACCAACACGACGAAAUCAUUCCCGGAAUCAUCAGAAGAAGCAUGACCGUGACUACGAGUCCCGACGAUCUCCAGAAAAUGGCCGCCGCUCAGACCGAAUUAUUGAUUUAAACAAACUGGACGCCCCCUACCUAUUGAACCGAGACAUGAAAGACUACAAACGCGAUUCGAACCCGGCCCCGAACAAAAACGAACUUGAAGAUAAUCCAGUGGAAAAACUGACUGACGAAGGAGAUUGCACACGACUAUUUGAAUUCGACAACGACGCCCCUCUCGUUAUGGAGAACAAGGACUACAGGGAGAUCGUCGGCCUCAACAGAGGCACCGACGACUCACGACGGACAUUCGCUAAACCCGAAAGCCCUGACUACAUGCACGACUCUGGAAUCGGCCUACCAGAAGUACAAAUGAGGCACAAGAAUAGAGCCAAAGAAUCAAAAGAUUUCGUAGAAUACGCCAACAGGAACAAAGGGGGCAACUCCCCAGAGGUGAAGCGCGCCACGAUAGUGGGCAACCCGAUGUUCUCGCGCGGCGAGGAGGCCGCGGUCCGCGACGCCACGGCGGACUCGCUCGGCCUGGACGACCUGCACAUGGACUACGAUCAGAUCAUGCAUUAUUUCCACAACCUCAAGGUAUAAACAGCCUCCACACCGUCCCACAUGCUUCUAGUGUAGUGUUGCUGUGUGCUUGCAUCGAUACCGCUCCGUCACCGGCACGACGCGGUCCUAUCAUGUUGUAUCGUCUCGAUGUUCGAUGUACCUUCUUAUGAACGAUAGAGCCUCAAUUUUGAUGCAUUUAAAAUGAAAUUUAGGAUAAUAUUUUAUAUGAGUACUUACAUUUUAUAUGACUAUACAUAUGAAUGCCGUGCAGUAUUAUAACACUAUUAUAUAUUAUAACUGUUAAGAUUCAUUUUAAGUACCUAUUCAUUACUUCGCAACUUACACCCUGCAGCAAAUUCGAUAUUUCGGGUGAUCGCCUAGACACAACAUUCCACUUGUCACCUCUCUCAAAUCAUUAUUUAUUCUCAUCAAAGUAGUAUGCUAGAAAGCAGCUGACUCUUACCACUAGCAUAGACAGUAGCAUCUAACUUCACGGUAAUAUUUAGACAAUCUUAUGCCCUAUAGAUUUUGCUGCAGAAUACUGACUUUUGUAUUUUAAAAUUUGCAGGAAUCAAACGCCUGAGUAGAGCAGAUCAUUGCAAAGAUCCGGCAGAUAUUGUCUACGUUUAAAUAUCAGCAUAUCAUCAAAGCUCCUCCAAUCGACGUAUACAAUGCCCCCACUGAUACGUCCGGGGCAGCCGGGCUCGAGGAUAGUACCAUUGACACACACAACAACAACAACGCGUGCUCGAACGACGCGCAUAUUUACGAGAACGUAAGCAACGGGAACGCAGUCGCACCCACACAGAUGCUCUGCGACUCAAUCGCUCACAAAAACAAUUUCAUGAAAACACAAUUGAAAUUCUUGUUAGAGCACCUGAGCGAAGCUUACGAAUAAAGUUGUUGACGUCAAUGUAUUACCCUCGAUACAAUAUGUGUCCAAAAGUGGAUCCUUGCAGUGAUCGAAAUCGAAAUAUACAAAUGUAACUGUUUUAUACAUAAUAUUAUCGUUAAACGUAUUUACUCUAGUCAUCUACAAAGCUGCACAUAUUUAAAGUACCUAAUAAUGAUAAUUGUGUGCAUGUAGUUAAUACUCAUAAUAUGUCAAUGAAUAUAAUAAAUUAUAAAUACUAUUACUCACGCGAGGUUUGUCUGUAUAUUGAUAUUAUAUCUCCUUGUGGUAACGGGCUAAUUGCUGUACACUGAAGGCCGUAUAUCCUUGCCUACAAUUCGCGAACCUUAGGAUACGCUAUUGUAAUAUUCCCAUACCAAAUAAAAUAUAAUGUUGCAUUCGUUCUAGAUCUGUAUAUAUUUUUCCACUAGAAGGUAAAAACGCUACCUCACUUAUGUCUUAACUUAGAGCUUAGCUAAUGUACGCAAGUUAAACGUAAAAAAUGCAUUUAUUUUAUAAAUCUCUGGUUGCAAAAUCACUUUCAUUUUCCCGCCUACCGUGUAUUGGAUAAUGAACACAAUAGUUAUAUUAUUAAGACUGCAAAUCGCCAGUUUCUAGGGAAUAUAGUUUGUAAGUAUAGCGUAAGAGAUACAGAACUAGUCAAAUAUAUUAUUCUUAUAAUUAAUAUGAGCUAAUUUAUUUGCUCAAUUCUAAACUACUACACAUUCAGAGAGGGCUUUAUCGUCGACAAAAGUUUAAUCAAAAAUGUCUUUAAUAUUAUAACAAGUAUGGAUUGUAUGGAAUUAUUUAAUUGUAUGUAUGUAAUUGUCAGCCUAAGUAAAUGUAAAAUUAUUUUCGAUGUUUAGAAAAGCACUGAUUUAUUAGUUUAUUUAUAUAACGAUAUCAAUAGAAACUGUUUACUGUAAGGUGUUAAUUAAUCCCGCUGUACCAAUAAUAACAUUUCAAAGUCUGUACUAGCAAACGGUUCGUAGUUGUGAUAAAAUGACUGCCAGGGAUUGAUUUUAUACGCAGUCUAUUUUAUAAAUAAUAAAGCCAUAUCAUAUAUAAAUCUAACGCUUGUAUGAUAUUGUAAACACAUUAUUAAUUUAUUGAAAUGUAAAUUGCAUUUACUUGUAAGAUAGUAUGUUAGGCUUUGUAAAUAUUGUUAUGACGUUAUAUAAUUUAUAGGUACUUAUGUGGUGAGGACAAUGCAGAAUAGAAAUUAUAUGUGGUAGGCGUUGCUUAACAUAAAGGACAGAGUAGAAUUGCACGACAUCACGAGAUGUUACAUGUCUGUUACAAAUGUACACUAAAUAGUAAACGUUUUAUCUUGUAUUGUGUAUUAAUGUGACCUUAAUGUAAUAAUAGACGUGGUCAACAAAAAUGUACUGUUUGAUUUUAGCGAGAGGAUACAUAGAGUGUUGAGGUACAUGUCAGCUUGCACUUUCGUUACUUGUGUACUGUGUUGUAGCCAGCAAAAACUAACAACUGGGACUUUAAAAUACGCCAUAAGUCUCUUUAUAAUGAACCAGCUAUGAACUUAGGUGGUCAAUAGCACAUCACAACUAGGUGUAUAUGUUUUACUUUUUGCUGGUUACAAUAUACCCUCUAAAUACUAAUAGCGUGUUGUUUGGCUUUUGUCGUUAGGUUAGGGACGAGUCAUAAGAUACUAAGUACUCUACGCUGUAGUAUUUGUUACUGUAAAACAUUUGUUUUUGUUGAGUUUUUGCCAUAAUUGUAAGAAAGGAGUUUAAAGAAAUCAUUAUUGCUACGUUCAAUACAUGUAUGCAAACUGAGGCUUGUCACGAAAAUCCUUUCAUGAAAAUCAAAUUUAAUAAACCAUUAUUAAUUACU
Trichoplusia ni (cabbage looper) is the source of this 7557-nucleotide messenger RNA. It is a transcript of the gene dtn, whose product is annotated as transmembrane protein 132B. Bases 867 to 4850 code for a protein of 1327 amino acids. The transcript has 20 exons. Lineage: Eukaryota; Metazoa; Arthropoda; Insecta; Lepidoptera; Noctuidae. The record is from RefSeq and is a predicted model, not a curated record.